GCUGGAGAGAGAGAGAGAGAGAGAGAGAGAGAGAGAGUCCGAGGUAACACAUGAUGACAGCCCAACACCCACUGGGAUUGCAGGGCCACUCGAUGGCUAUGGUGCCUAAAUCCCUACUGGAACUCAUCCACAGCUUCGAACAUUCCUCUCCCUUGUAGAUUACUACUCUGCUGAAAGAACACAGUGCAUGCGAAGCAUUGCAACCAUGGUUACAAUGUAUUGGAAGAAAUAAUGGGACAAAGCAGAGUCAGAAAAGGGCGAAUUUAGACACAUUCUGCCCAUAUAUGUCGAAGUUUUAGCUGCAGAGGUAGCAGCUUCUGAACACACUCGUUUCUCUCUCUCUCUCUCGACCCUUUCCGCCCAUGGUUCCACAGUUCUACCCAUCUAAGCACAUUUGCCCAUUAGAAACAGAUCUCUAGCAGCCAAAGCAACAGUCUCUCUCUCGCUCUCUCUGACAAGUUUCUGUCUUUUGAUGUUUCUUCUCCGCUAUUUUUUCUCUCUUGCAUCCCAAAGAGAAGGAAGGGUAGAUAAGACCAACUGCAGACGGGGUUUGGGGAUGCAGAAGAGCAGAUUCUGAAAGGUGGCGAGGCCGGCCUAACAUUUGUUUUCUUGUUCUUUUCAUGUUCUACAAUCUAUAUUUCCUUUGUUUCUCUCUGUGAAGCAUUACUCUACUGGAUUUUGGGCGAGCAAAGGCCUCUAUAGUCUUAGAGAAGUGGGGGAAGAGAGAGAGAGAGAGAGAGAGAGAGAGAGAGAGAGAGAGGUGGAAGGCAGUCUACAUAAGUGAGAAAGAAAGAUCAUUUCUCUUCGCUUUAUUCCUGUCCUCCAUUACUCUCUUUUCCUUCCGUUUAGCGCCGAAAUUGAUGUUUCUUUGUCCAAGAUUUGAUCUUUCUCGCUCCAUUGCGUUUGGCCUGUAGCCGGAGGUUUCAGAUCGAAGCCCCAUCUGAGAAAGGAGAGGUUUUUCCUCUCCUUGGGCUUUGGUUUGAAGUGGCCGGUUAGGUUCCUGCUCACUUCUUUGUUGUUUGCUGCACGUAACCCUGGAGUAAUGUACCUCAAUAGAGGGAGAUUGCAGGCUUUGUCGCUUUUUUGCGGCUUCUUAGUUUGCUGAUCCAUCACUGUGGGAAAAAUCUUUCGAAUCGUUGCGUCGGAUAUCGGAAGUGGGAUUGUUUCGUCCUUGGUCUUCUUCUUUUCUCAAGUAGUGCUCAGUGAAAGCGCCGGCUUUUGCCGCUCUUCUCGAUUGGGUUCCCAGUAAGGCCGAGACUCCUGAAGACUUGUAGGUGGUGGAGGGGAACCGUCGAUCGGUGGCUGCAUGAAGGAGUGUUGAAACGAUGAGAGAUGAGAACUCGAAGAAAAGCAAGUUUUCAUGGUCCAAAUCCCUGGUUAGAAAAUGGUUCAACAUCAAGAACAAAUCUCAGGACUUCCAUGCGGAUGAUGAUGUUUUUGUUGGAAGAGGAGACGAUAGGGAAUGGAGGAUGGGUUCUGCAGAGAGUGAGGCAUGCAUGGUGAAAAAGAGCAGAACAGAGCAAAUGAACAAGAAGAAUAUGGAUCGAGCCCGACGAAGAAGAUCUGAUGUUGAUUUGGCUCAAGCUACUGACGUUCAUGACUAUAGAAUUUUUGUGUCGACAUGGAAUGUUGGUGGAAAAUCUCCACCAAAAAAUUUGAAUCUUGAGGAAUGGCUUCAUGCCUCACCUCCUGCAGACAUAUAUGUUUUGGGAUUUCAGGAGAUUGUUCCUCUCAAUGCCGGAAAUGUUCUUGGUGCAGAAGACAAUGGUCCAGCAAAGAAAUGGUUGACACUCAUUAGAAGGACACUGAACACCCUUCCUGGAACACAUGGAUGUGGCAGCUAUAGCACACCGUCCCCAGUUCCUGAUCCACUUGUGGAGCUAGAUGCUGAUUUUGAGGGUUCCUCAGUGAGGCAACACAAUUCAUCAUACUUCCACCGACAUUCAUUCCAUUCCAUGAGUCGUAGUUUACGAAUUAAUGGUGAUAUCAUGGAACUGCAUCCAAGGCUGGAUCGCCGUUUCAGUGUUUGUGACCGAGUAAGCACUGGGAGCAGGCCAAGUGAUUUUGAUUCAAAUUUUAGAUGUGGAGAUUCAUCUGAUGAUGAGAAAGUUGGGGAACAAUCUCCUUCUGCUGGAAUUUUCUCACCGUCGUCAUAUGCUUAUGGUGCUCCGCAAUAUAUGGGAGAAAGAAAUAGAUCAUCAUCCCACACUGGUUCUAGGUAUUGCUUGGUUGCCAGUAAGCAGAUGGUUGGCAUAUUUCUAACAAUUUGGGUGCGAAGUGAAAUUAGGGGUGAUGUACAGAACUUGAAGGUUUCUUGUGUUGGAAGGGGACUGAUGGGUUGUCUUGGAAAUAAGGUAGGUUCAAUAUCAAUUAGCAUGACUUUGCACCAAACAAGCUUCUGCUUCAUCUGUAGUCAUUUGACCUCAGGACAGAAAGAGGGGGAUGAAGCACGGAGGAACUUAGAUGUGAUGGAGAUUUUAAAAAAGACGAGGUUUCCUCGGGUGCAAAAGGCAUGUGAUGAGAAGACUCGUGAAACAAUUCUCGAUCAUGAUCGUAUCAUAUGGCUUGGUGAUUUAAAUUACCGCAUCGCUCUUUCAUAUCAGUCCGCAAAGGCUUUAGUUGAGAUGCACAACUGGAGAGCUUUGUUGGAAAAAGAUCAGCUUCGAAUGGAGCAAAGAUGUGGCCGUGUUUUUGAGGGAUGGAAAGAAGGAAGGAUAUGUUUUCCUCCCACCUAUAAAUACUCGAACAACUCUGAUCGAUACACAGGGGAUGACAUGCACAGAAAAGAGAAACGGCGGACACCUGCAUGGUGUGACCGGAUUUUAUGGUAUGGUAGAGGUCUUACUCAGUUGUCUUAUGUACGUGGGGAGUCUAGAUUCUCCGACCACAGACCUGUAUAUGGUACUUUUACUGCAAAGGUUGAAAUAAUCAAUCACAACCGGAUUAAGAAAAACAUGGGUUCUAGCUCUCGGAUAGAGGUGGAGGAACUCUUGCCCUACUCGCAUGGUUACACAGAACUCAGUUUCUACUGAUGUGGCUGAAGAUUUCCGGAUGGAAUUAAGGUUGUUUUGCAUCUAUUGAUCCCAAAAAUGAACCUAACAUUUUUUGUGGACUCGGCAUCCAUCAAUGAAAGCAGCAGCAACUAGGGAAUGGCCACUUUUCAGAAAUUAACUCUAAGGGAAAACCGAGUUUGUUGCUGAACAACCAGUCAAGAGACGACUUCAAGAUUUCAAUUCCUCAAUAAUUAAGCUACUAACAAUCAACUUAACCAGCUUUUUUCAUUUUUGGAAAACCAAGAAUUCUCAUUGUGUGACAAUUUGUCGACUUGAUCAAGCAAGAUGCUCGAAUAAAAGGAAUGACGAAAUCGACCCAAAGAACUCUUGGGGGAUGUCAGCCACUCCGAAACCGCAAGAUGGGUGUUAUUAUAGUUUCAAUUUUUCAUUUAGAGUUAUUCUGACAAAAGAGUGUAGGAAUUUUUGGAAGAAUGAGUGAGACAAACAAUGUUCUUUCUGUUCCAUAUGUUGCUGUUGAUCUAUAAAGGAAUGUAGCUAUUAGCUUUGCUGGGUUUCCGGUGAUGAAGCUUGGAUAAAGUUGGCAAUGAGAAGAAUGAAGCUACUGAGAGAAGCAUAAAGCUUUUCACAUCAUACUAAUGUGAAGUUAUUCACUUUGUAAAAAACUCUCAUAAUAUCUAUUGUAUCAAAGCAUAUAUUUUUCAGAUUUACAAAAGAAUUCUUAA
Musa acuminata AAA Group (dessert banana) is the source of this 3736-nucleotide messenger RNA. Its product is annotated as type IV inositol polyphosphate 5-phosphatase 7-like. Bases 1326 to 3032 code for a protein of 568 amino acids. Gene Ontology annotation, biological process: phosphatidylinositol dephosphorylation. The record is from RefSeq and is a predicted model, not a curated record. Gene Ontology annotation, molecular function: phosphatidylinositol-3,4,5-trisphosphate 5-phosphatase activity; inositol-polyphosphate 5-phosphatase activity; phosphatidylinositol-4,5-bisphosphate 5-phosphatase activity. The transcript is spliced from 14 exons. NCBI's taxonomy places the organism in Eukaryota, Viridiplantae, Streptophyta, Magnoliopsida, Zingiberales, Musaceae.